AUGGGCAGCUUCACCUUGCUGACAGUUCUUGGCAGUGGCAGUUGCAGGCUGUCCUGCCAUCACCGCCUGCCUUUGGCUGCUUAUCAGGCCGGCUCCAUCUUGGUCGUCUGGGACUUCACUCGGUUCGGCGACGACUCGCGGCAGUUCAUCCUUCUGCAACCAGGCCAGCGCUGCUCGCAGAUCUUCUUCAGCAAGGAUGGGCGCAUUGUGCUGGGCUUCUGGGUGUCGCCCAGCGGACAGCCCACACUAUCUGUCUGGCGAACUGCGGACGGAGUUCGGGUCGCGGAACAUGCCCUAGCGAACACUUCGGCGCAGGGGCUCUGUGUGGAUUACCACCGAGAAACACAGCACAUGCUUGUUCUUUAUGGAAACUCCGCUCUGUCUGCAUGCGUGGCCUACUGGGACGCUGAUGUCCUGAGUCCGCGGCCGUUGGCGCAGGGCCCCUUAGGGCCUUCGAUCUCUCCAUUGGCAGUCCGACUUCUUGAUGAUGCUCGCCAUUUCGCAGUUGCAGAGGUAGAUGCCGUGACAUUCUGGACUUAUGCGGGGCCUACAGGCGGCACUCGCCAGGUUUUGCGGGUGGACUUGACGAAACCGCUUCAAGCCUUUGAGCUCGAAGGCCGCCUGGCAUACCUGCUGACGGAGGGGCGGCUCCAGGUCAUGAAUUUCGACGGCCAGCGAGAGCAGGUCGUGCAAGCACCUGCUGCCAAGACCACAUGUAUGGACGCAAAGGCAAGCACCGUGUGCCUCGGUUGUGAAGACGGCUCUUUGCUCGUGUCUCGCGGUGCCAGUCCUGAGCACUGGAGGACCUUGCCAUGCCCACCUCAGCUCUGCGACACAUCCGGAGCAGAGAAGCUUGCGCCAAGAGUUGUCUCGGUCUCCCUUGGUGCGGGCGAGGACUAUGCAUGUGUGUGUUUUUCAGAUGCAACACACGGCGUCAUCCAUCUCAGUUCUGCCCAAUGGGUCGCUUUGCGAGCUGGACAUGCCGGCAACAUCUGCAGUAUCACAACUGCACCUCGUUUGACCGCUCCUGCCGCACUUGCGGGGCGGAUGCUCGAUGCAGAGAGAAUCCUCAAGACGAAAGCUCUCGCCUUUCUCAGCAUCGGUUCUCAGAGGCCGGGCUGCACAGCAGGACCAGGGCUCGGCUUCAUCGCCUGGCCCAAAAUGGGACCCCCGACUCGAGGGUGUCUUGCCAGAGGCAUGGGUGUCCCGGUUCUCGACGAAGAGCAAUCAUUGAUUGUGCGCGAAGGGCGCAGCAGAGCUCUCACAGCUGCUGCCUUCCACCCUUCUGCUUGCCUUGCAUUGGAUGGCAGCCUCAACGGCGCCUACGUGCUUGUGGCUGGAGCUGAAGACGGCUCUGUCCACUUGCUCGAGGCCUUGGUGCGACAGUGGACAGACCGAAUGGGCUUGUCUUCCCGUUCCUUAGCCGGCAGAACAGCGGCGCAGGUGCGGCGUGGCAGGAUGGAUGCUGCAUCUGCCAGCUCUGGGCCCGACGAAGACCUGGAUGUGGAAAGCGAGCAUCUUUGGAGAGCCGAGGAGGAAGCCGCUGAGGAAGAAAUCCGCAUGGCCGAGGAGGCAGCAGCCGAGGCAGCCGAAGAGCUUUGGAUGGCAGAAGAAGCUGCGGCCCAAGCAGAGAUGGCAGAACUGGAAGAGUUUGCACAGGAGGCCGAGCACUGGCUGAGCGAGGAUCCCCUGCAUUCGUUUCUAGAUGUGUUGCAUGCGGCAUGCCCGGCACGCAGGAUCUUUUUCAAUUUCGACGAGCAGUUGCAUUACAUGGGCGAUUUUUUCGAGGAAGAUGCUCUGCAAAUGGUUUCCGAUGCCGAGGAUUUCGAACAAGCCAUGGAGCAAGAAGCCUUCGGCGAGGGCGAUUCCGACGAUGACCUCUCUCUCUUUGGCGACGUUGCACUCGGGCAAGGUGAAGACCUGACAGAUUUCAACGACUGGGGCUGGGAUCCGAACGGCAUCGCACAGAUGGCAGCGGCCGGUCUAGAAAUUUCUUGCCGUGCAGCCUGGGAAGUGCCCCGAAUGCCGCUGGGUCAGGCCGAACUGUGGCAUUUCGGCCCCAACGGGCCACCCAUGAACGUUAUGGAUAUCUGCCCAGUGUCACAAGUACUUUGGAUCGCCAACCAGCGCCAGCUCUUCGGCUUUUCAAUGGCUGGCCUGGAAGCCCAAGUUUCUCAGCCUCGCAUUACCGACGUGGACGUUGGUCUGGCGGGAGCAGUGUUGACCUCUUGUGCACCGGAGCUCAGCGCGCAGGCUAACCGCAUCCGAUGCGGCCAAGUCGGUGGCCAGUCCGUGGUCGUUGCCGUGGACGCUCAGGGUGGUGUUUUGGUCGUUCCGUCCCCCAGCAGCCCCAGUAGACAACCGGUCCUCAAACUGCAAAAUGCCAAGAUUGGCCAAUCCUCGUCUGCUGGUGUUUCUACCUGGGGUAUUGGACUGUCUCCGCAUGGUGAGCCUGCAACGUCUGAUGGACCCCUACUAGUUUCCGCAAACGACCACUGCGUCAAAGCAUGGUGGCUAACUCCUCCUCAAAAUGUGGAUCCGAGUGUCAUGCCAUCGUAUCCUCGAAGAACCGAGAAGAGCUGGCAGACGAGGCAGGCCAACAUGCAGCCAUCACUACUGCACUGUUUUCAAGACAAUCUUCCAAGCAUCGACGUCGCGCGGGGGCGUGCGAUUCUGGGCUCUCUCGGAGGUGAGGUCAAGGUGCUCAACUUGGCACCGCCGUCAGCCGAGGCUCCAAAAGAAGCUCCGGCGGCUCCGGUUCCUGUGACCGUCCUGGAAGAGACGCCAGACCUCGAGGACAGUUCUGGAUCUUCUCGGCCCCGGUGCCCACCGAGGUUUCCACCUGAGAACGAGCCCGCCUCCAUCAUUCGAAGCUUCGCCCCCGAAUCUGAUGGAGGGAUGAGGAGGAAAGCAUGGAAUGCAUGCUGGAUACCUCUCAGAUGCGUCCACGCAGUGGAAGCGCCUCCAUGCCAACAGCCAGGAGACAGUCUAAUGGACUGGAGUGCAGAUGGCUGCCUGCUGCCUGCAGAGAUCAUACGAUCCUUCGUUCUGCCGCUGCUUGGAGCUCAGGACCUGCUCCAACGUGUGCAAGUGCUGAACUCUGUGCAUGCCGAAGAAGCACGGGCACAAGUCCUGUCAGGCACCCGGGCAGAGCACAUGGCCAUGAUCUUCUCUGAGACCACGGUUUGGCUCACUGAUGGCUGCCUGAGCAUGCGUUGCAAGCAAUCGCUUCCUUUCAAUGGUGCUUUUGCGCACACCGUGUACAUGCCCGGUUUGUCUACCGUCGUGGUGUCAACCAAAAUGGAUUCGGUGGCGAGAAUGCUGUGGGCUGUGACAGUUCUGAGACGGAAGCGCUCGCUGCGAUUUGAACUGCGGGUGACUCCACUUGCCACUUCGUCAGCGCAUGAAAUGCAAAAGCUAGGAAAUCCAAGGUGGCCGGAGGUGUUUCAGUGUGACCCUGAGGAAGUCGAGCGUGGCCUCCGUACCCUGCCAUGGCCUCGCAACAUCAUCGUGGGCAUGGCUGCUGCGCCCCGGAACCGACUCUUUGUGCUGCAGCUUGGCCCCAUCCGCUGUGCCCUGGAUGUUGGUCAGUUGGCGCUGGCACCGGCGUCAGCUGAUCAGGCGGUGACCUGGAGAACGGUGCGCAGCGCCCCGCGCAAAUCACCGUCCGCACCUUCGGAGGUGUUCCCCCGUGACCUGGGUGAUCUGGAGGUGAAGAGUUCAAGCCUUUUGGAGUCAUGUUGCCACUUGACCAUAUCUUCUUGCGGGAGCUUCAUUGCGGCAUCCUUCGCCGAUGGUGCUGCGGAUUUGCUGGAGUUCCCUUCUCUCAGCCCGCUGCUGCAGCUUCAACACGGCGAGCCAAGUGGACCUCGCGACAACGAGAAGGUUCAGCAAGCGUUUUUCGUGUGGCGGCCCACAGCGACACAGAGAGCUUAUGAUCAGAACCUAUAUGUAGUCAGCAGACUGCGCAACCCUUGGGAGGCAGUCCUGCACGAAGUGUACCCCCUGGGCGAUUCGUUUGCCAAAGCGCCAACAGCCCAAUUCGCCCUGGCUCCCGUCUGCCAGGCUGCUGGAGGAGUCUUCACCGACCUCUGCGCACAUCCGUCACAACUGUACCUGGUUGCUUCGGCAGUGCUGCCUUCGAGUGAUGUGAGGUCAAUUAUUCUUGUCUUCGACUUGUGGAGCGGAGAGCUGCUGAAAUCCUGCCCGGUUUUCAACUCCCUUUUAGUCGCGCCUCUGCUGCCGCUUCAUCCAUCAAUUUGCUUGGAUUGCAGUGGCUCCUACAUUUUUUGCGCAUCCACACCCGGCCCGCUGGGCCCGAUCGAUUUGCAUGUCGGGCACGAUGCAGGUGCUGUGCCAAGCGGCUAUGCUUGCAAUGACUUGCUGCACUCGAUCUGGCCUUCCUCGCAUGCUGCGUCGGCAGCGGAAUCAACAUCCUUGAUCUGCGUCGUCGACUUCAGCUCCGGCGAACAGUGCUACCAGGUGAGUAUCAACGCAAACUACAUUAGUCUUGGCUCUCCGUGGCACGACCCUGGCCAGCUUCUCGUCGGUGCUCGUGAUGGCACGAUUUCCGUGUGGCAACCUCCGGCGGCCGUCUCCUCACGGAUCCGAACAGUGCUUCAGGAAAGUCUGGAGGCACACAGCGCGGUGAGAGAUGCGACGAGACAGCCAGAUUCAACAUUUUGGUCGUUGGCUUCCAAGCUCUCGCAUGUGGAGGAAGCUGUUUCUUUCUUCUGGGCCACAAAGUUGCACGCAAGAAUGGAUUGGCUCAGCUGGGGUGACGGCGUUCACAAAGCACCUCUUUCAAGAGGAACUGGAGCACAAACGCAGACCGGCGUCGCUCACGCUGUUGCCACGGACAACAAGCCGCUGCCGUUGCUCCCCAUCGUACCACCAGCCUACAGAGCAACACAUCCCCAGCACGAGGAUGAUGUUGUCAUCCAAGCGCGGCAAAAGUGGGCCAUGGCCAGUUCAGGCGGUGAGUUCCUGCGACCUCCUGCCAAACUCCAGGCAUCUUUUCCACCUUUCACCGAGCACGUGAGACCACAGGUGUUGCAAGCAUCACAGCCACUAAGCUCUCCCAGAUUCGGACAGGGUCCGAAACGUUUUCCAGAGCCUUGCAACCCGGCACGGGCAUUGAACGAACCCGAGAUCGAUCCCGUUUCUGGCCUCGAAAUGCACGAGAUCCCGCUGAAUCAGCCUGGGUGGAAGCACGGGACGAUGCAGAGCCAAGCAGAGCAGAUGGCCGCGGCAGCUCCAACAGCUCCCGAGUUCUUGGAAGAGUUCGGCACCCGCGCAGAACACUUCCAGGACCCUUUGCCGUCACAAGAUGCCACAUCCGUACCCAGGUGGUUGGAACGUGGAAGACCAAUGCCAGCAGCCCAACCGCGGCUGGAUCAUCAAGUCCUGCGUUCCGUGGUUUCCGACUUGGACAAGUUUGAGAUGGCACAUCCAGAAGUGCAGGAUCCGGGGGGAUUUUCACGUCUCACUGCCGGGCCGAAAUCUGGCCGCAGCACGGAGACAGGAGCCUGUGCCUGCAAAGAAGACGUGCGCAGGAACAAGGUGAAAACCAUCAGCCUCACACUCAUUCGUGCGUUUGCUCUGAUGACUCUGAUGGAGGGAAGGGGCUACAAAAGGCUGUCGAAGCUGCUCUGGUGCUCCAUGGGCUCAAAGUACGAUUCGAGAGCCUUCCCACCCAAGUUUGACGGGGAUCGCACCUCGCAGUUGAUCGUUGGGAUCUUCAAGUCGCCCACAUGGAUGGUUCCAGUCUCCCAGUUCGUCGAUCAAAAUUGCCUCUGUUUCGAAGAUCAGGAGGAGAACAAGUUGGAGUACACAUUGGUUCACAAUGCCUUCAAGCAACUAGUCGAAGACCUGUUGGCAGCCCACCUUGCGGAGCUGCAAAUCUCAACAGAAGAGUUCACCAGCUUCUGUGAAUACGGGCUGUCGGGCAGCAACGAGCUCCACAGAAGUCUGGUGGAGCAGUUGAUAAGUGUCGACGACUUCCUGGUCUUCAAGGCCAUGAUGUUGAAGCGCAACUCGGAGCUUUCGAGAGAAGCGCUCAACCCUGUCGGUCAGAUUGUGGUGGCGGACGAUGCGGUCCCCGCCCCACCACACACGGAGGAACUGGAGACGGAGGCAGAAAGGCUAGUGCGCCUCGAAGCUGAACAACGGUGUGUCGAGGCCGAGCUUCAGCUGGCCAUUGCCCUGUCCAGACAUUUGGAGAAGCGCUUGCAACUCAUUGAGGCACUCAAUGAGGUGCUCGAGAUGGCAGCAGGAGUGCAUUGCUGGAGCGUGCGAACUCGAAUGGAAGCCGAAGAGGAUCGGAGCAAUUCGCGGAAGGCUGCGUUGAGACAGCAGGUAUGGGACAGGCUGGAGAGCCAAGAUGCUGUCCUUUUCCCACGCCCAUGCCAUGGCCGAAUUCCCAACUGCGUGGGAUCAGCUCUGGCGUGCCGGCAUCUCCUGGCACUUCCGGAGCUGCAGAAGGCUUCAGUGGUCAAGGUGCACCCUUCCAUCGGCGCUGCGGCUCUGCGAACAGCUUUGGUGCUCGCAGGAAAGACCGUUCUUGUACCACCAUACCCUGGCGCUGAUUUUCUUUAUCUGGAGCUUCAUCGAGACUGCUUCCCCAGCGGAUCCUUGGAAAGGGCCGGAGACAAGCGAGAGUAUUUGAAGUGGGCCAAACCCCUAAAACUACUCGACAUCCCACUUGUCGACGUGGUCGUCGUGGCUACCUGUGUGGUCGCCUCAAACGGAGUGCGUUUGGGAAAGGGCAAGGGCUACGGCGAGGUGGAGUGGGGAAUCCUCACGGCGCUGGGUGCAGCGGAUCCCGACACAACACCCGUGUUCAGCAUAUGCCACGACUUGCAAGUGGUGGAGCCUGCUCAGCUCAACGCAGAUAUGAUGGAGAGCCACGACUUGCCGGUGGAUGCCUUUGCAACUCCCAGCGGCCUCGUGCAUUGCAAUCGGAUUGCCAGCAAGCCGUCGGGAAUUAGGUGGGACUUAGUAGGUCCCCAGCUUGAGGAAGACAUCGGAGCCCUCAGAGAGCUUCGCAGCCUGAGCGAGUGGGAACUCCAACAACACAAAGCUGGUCUGACGAAAUCGCCCGCGGUGUCACCGAAGAUCCGCGAGAACCAGGCUUGGCAGGCUGCCGUUGACGCCUGUGCGCGGUUCGACGCAGAAGAACGUCGUUGUCAACAGAAUCUGACAACGAAUUCUUCUGACCCUCGCUGGAGGUCGGCCGAGGCUGGUUGGAGGGGCAAGGGCAAGGGCAAGCGAAGUGGCACAAAAGGUGCCAAAAAGCGUAUGCACUCUGCUCAUCUCAGCGCGCAUGCCGAGAGCAUGUCCGCCCAGGCGGAGGCUGAAGCUGCACAGCAGGCAGCACUUGCUGCAGCACAGAUGAUCCAGCAGCAGCAGGAGCAGUUCAGCUUGCCGCCAACUCUCCAGAUUCAGCCUCUCCUCGAUGGCGGCAUAGGAGCUUCACCCAUCACUCAAGAAGAUCCCUAUGCGGAAGAGAGACGACGUUUGGAUGCAGCUGAGCAGCAGGAACGUGCUCAAAUCGCAGUCGCACAGGCAAGCGCUGCCCGUCGGCAAGCGGAGCAGAACCGAAAUCCACAGCAGCCCUCCGAGGAAGAACGAAGAGCGAGGGCCGAGCAUCUGAGACAGCGGCGAGAAGCCCUCAUGGAAAAGAAGAGGCUUGAAAGGGAGUCGGAGCUGAGUCGUUUCACCGAGCUGAACGGCCACUCCACAGCGGCUCGCGCUGCGGAAAGGGCAUGUGCAGGUCAGCCUGCCCUGCCGGAGGACGCAGGCAGGAAACUUGCAGACGAACUGCGAGGGAACGUGGAGCCGGACGGACCCCAGGCAAACCCUGAGGAAGCUGCCAUCGCCAUGCGUCGCGCGUUGACUGCGCAGCUCAAGCAGACGCUGACGCAGUCCCUGCAUUGA
This is a messenger RNA of Symbiodinium sp. CCMP2592, 7938 nucleotides long. The record is from the annotation of a GenBank genome assembly. NCBI's taxonomy places the organism in Eukaryota, Dinophyceae, Suessiales, Symbiodiniaceae.